AAGUUGCCUUCCAGCCUUGGCAGUUGACUUCUUACAUUUCUCUAAGCUCACGAACAUGGAAGGAAGAGGAGACAGAGAAGAAGCUCAAAGUCCGAGGAAACAUGGUGGUUGGAUCACCUUCCCCUUCAUCAUAGGAUCUUUUGGUUGCACGUCGCUGGCCAGUGGUGGAUGGCUUACAAACUUGGUUGUGUAUCUGAUUCAAGAGUACAACGUUAAGAACAUCGAUGCCACUUUGAUUUCCAACGUUGUUAGUGGCUGUUUCAGUGUGUUUCCUGUCGUGGGAGCUGUUAUUGCUGACUCUUUCUUGGGAUCUUUCUCUGUCGUAGCUAUUUCCACUUCCAUUUCUCUUUUGGGCAUGAUUUCACUAACAUUAACAUCAACAAUCCAAUCUCUAAGGCCUCAACCAUGCGACCACAACAAUGCCUUAAUCCCAUGUUCUUCAUCUCCUUCAAACCUCCAAUACUCAAUUCUAUACUUAAGCCUUAUCCUCGCAUCUCUUGGAGCUGGUGGCUCUCGUUACACCACAGCAACCUUAGGAGCAAACCAACACGACAACAUAAAAGACCAAAACAUUUUCUUCAAUUGGUUUUUUGUCACUCUCUACAGUGCGUUUCUUGUUAGCUCCACUGCCAUCGUCUACAUUCAGGACAAUAUCAGCUGGGGAUGGGGCUUUGGCAUCUCCCUUGCAUCCAACGCCAUUGGCCUAGCCAUUUUCUUGCUCGGAACUCGCUUCUAUCGCCUUGAUAAGCCGAGAGGAAGCCCCUUCACCACACUCGCUCGAGUUCUUGUCGCCGCCUCUCGGAAAAGGCUGACAACACCACUCUCGACCACCGCGGGGAAUGAUGAUGGUUACUAUUAUGGUGAGGAGCAUCAUGUGGGGAAGGUGGUUGUGGAUGGAGUGCUCACAAAGAGUUUUAGGUGUUUGAAUCGAGCCGCUCUAAUAACUGAUGGGGAUGUUCAUUUGGAUGGCUCGAUUGCAAAACCUUGGAGGUUAUGUAAAGUAAAAGAAGUGGAAGACUUCAAAACCCUACUUAGAAUCUUCCCUCUAUGGUCGACGAGUAUUUUCCUCUCGGUCCCUAUAGUAAUGCAAGGAAGCUUAACCAUCCUUCAAGCCCUAACCAUGGACCGUCACCUCGGCCCGAGCUUCAAAAUCCCUGCUGGGUCUUUCAUUGUCGUCGUCUUCAUCUCCACCACUACCUUUCUAGCCAUAAUCGAUCGGUUUCUCUACCCGAUUUGGCAGAGGUUGGUCGGACGACUUCCUCGACCACUCCAACGAGUCGGUCUCGGUCAUGUUUUCAAUUUUGUUGGGAUGAUAGUAUCAGCAUUGGUAGAAUCCAAGAGGCUAAAAGUUGCCCAUGCCCAUGCACACCACCUUGAUGGCCAGCCUGAGGCAAUAGUGCCAAUGUCAGCCUUGUGGCUUUUCCCACAGCUAGUUUUGGUUGGCAUUGGAGAAGCUUUUCAUUUUCCGGGUCAAGUUGGAUUGUACUAUCAAGAAUUCCCGACGUCGCUGCGUAGCACGGCCACGGCGAUGAUCUCGUUGGUCAUCGCCAUUUCAUAUUAUCUUGGCACGGCUUUGAUUGAUCUACUUCAUAAGGUUACGAGAUGGUUACCUGAUGAUAUCAAUCAAGGGAGACUUGACAAUGUUUAUUGGCUCGUAUUUGUGAUUGGUGUCAUUAAUUUUGGAUAUUAUUUAGUUUGUGCUACGUGGUAUAAGUAUCAAAAUGUUGAAAUCGCUAUGGAGGAUGAUUCUAUAAUCGAAGACUGAGAGCUCAGGUUAGUGUCGAAGAAUCGAGAUCGAAGUUAAAUUAUUAAG
Cucurbita maxima (winter squash) is the source of this 1813-nucleotide messenger RNA. RefSeq names its product protein NRT1/ PTR FAMILY 2.7-like. Bases 56 to 1765 code for a protein of 569 amino acids. Gene Ontology annotation, cellular component: plasma membrane. Gene Ontology annotation, biological process: oligopeptide transport; transmembrane transport. Lineage: Eukaryota; Viridiplantae; Streptophyta; Magnoliopsida; Cucurbitales; Cucurbitaceae. The transcript is spliced from 4 exons. Gene Ontology annotation, molecular function: transmembrane transporter activity. The record is from RefSeq and is a predicted model, not a curated record.